Centruroides sculpturatus (bark scorpion) is the source of this 302-nucleotide messenger RNA. RefSeq names its product V-type proton ATPase subunit B-like. The transcript is spliced from 3 exons. Gene Ontology annotation, biological process: ATP metabolic process; proton transmembrane transport. Bases 27 to 302 code for a protein of 91 amino acids. NCBI's taxonomy places the organism in Eukaryota, Metazoa, Arthropoda, Arachnida, Scorpiones, Buthidae. The record is from RefSeq and is a predicted model, not a curated record.
UUUUCGCAAACUCAGUUUUUUCCAAGAUGUCGUCGAAGAACAAGCCGAGGAAAAUGAGAGAAUUGUCGCAAUCUCAAGCCAAAGAACAUAUCAUGGCCGUAAAAAGAGAUUAUAUAUCUCAGCCGAGAUUAACUUAUAGGACUGUCACUGGAGUCAAUGGCCCAUUAGUAAUAUUGGAUUCUGUUAAGUUUCCAAAAUAUGCAGAAAUUGUUCGCCUUAUUCUUGCUGAUGGAACUGCUAGAACUGGACAAGUGUUAGAAGUUGGUGGUUCUAAAGCAGUUGUACAGGUAAUGUUGCUAUGA